Messenger RNA from Telopea speciosissima, 1024 nucleotides. RefSeq names its product WRKY transcription factor 71-like. Gene Ontology annotation, molecular function: DNA-binding transcription factor activity; sequence-specific DNA binding. The transcript has 3 exons. NCBI's taxonomy places the organism in Eukaryota, Viridiplantae, Streptophyta, Magnoliopsida, Proteales, Proteaceae. The record is from RefSeq and is a predicted model, not a curated record. The coding region runs from base 43 to 1014 and encodes 323 amino acids. Gene Ontology annotation, biological process: regulation of DNA-templated transcription.
UCUUUCAGAACUAUUUCUGUGUCUCUUCUCCUUCAAUUUUCCAUGUCUGAUGAAGGUGGAGAUCUGUUCCACCAUGACCCAUUUCAUGAAGAUGACAGAUCAGCUUUCCAAUUCUCUCAAACUCAUUAUCCCCCCAUGUAUUAUAACCAGAGUGUUCAAGGGGUUGGAGAGACUUCAUCACUAGAUCUGCAUGGAUGUGAUCCCCCUUCUUUCAUGUCCUUCACUGAUUGUUUACAUAGUUCAAUGGAUUACAAUUCACUAGCAAGAGCUUUCGACUUUUCGUGUUCUUCGCCGGAUGUUUUUGGCUCAGAUAAUACUACUGCUCUGAAGUUGGGUGGUCAGGGUGAUUCAGUUGGGACUGGUGACAUUUCAGCCACCGCAAACUCAUCGGUAUCUUCGUCUUCGAGUGAGGCAGCAGCUGAAGAAGACUCAGGGAAGAGCAAGAAAGAUCAACAGCUCAAAGGAUGUGAAGAAGGGGAAGGAUCAGAAAAGUCUAAGAAAGUAAGCAAUCCCAAAAAGAAAGGAGAGAAGCGGCAAAGAGAACCCCGAUUUGCUUUCAUGACGAAAAGCGAGGUUGAUCAUCUUGAAGAUGGAUACAGAUGGAGAAAAUAUGGACAGAAAGCAGUAAAAAAUAGUCCUUACCCAAGGAGCUAUUAUCGGUGCACCAGCCAGAAGUGCACGGUGAAGAAACGCGUCGAGAGAUCAUUUCAAGAUCCAUCAAUUGUGAUUACAACAUAUGAAGGCCAACACAUACAUCCAAGCCCAGCAACACUUAGAGGGAAUGCAGCUGCAGGAUUAUUUGUACCUUCUAUGUUAACAGCACAACCAACCAAACCUAUCUUUCCCCAAGAACAUCUGAUUCAUCAAAUGCCUACCACAAACAACCAAGAUGAAACAAGCUCCAUCUACCCACAAAACCUAACUACUACUAUUAGGCAGCUUCAGCUUCCUGACUAUGGCCUUCUGCAAGACAUAGUUCCCUCCUCUUUCAUCCAAAAACAAGAACAACCAUGAAGCUCUCUAC